AGUGAAAAAUUUAUUUACAUCUUGGACCAACAACCAAGUACCGUGUGCGCAUGGCUGCAAACCGAGGUCUCCGCCCACUGGUGCCGGCGUGAGGAUGCGCUUAAAAUAGAACGAACCUCCUCUGUCAGCCCAUCUUCAAUCCCUCUCCCCUUCUCCGAGUCCCUUCCAUUUUGAUUUUUCACCAUUUAUACCUUUCCCCAGAAAUUCUAUAGUUUCUCUUGCAAGUCCAUUCAGUUUUCUGGCGAAUUACCAUGGGAAAAAUCGGAUUGUUCGAUCUUGAGAAGCACUUUGCCUUUUACGGUGCAUAUCACCGCAACCCAGUUAACGUUCUCAUACACAUGCUGUUUAUAUGGCCAAUCUUCUUCACUGCUCUUAUUCUUCCCUAUUUCACGCCUUGUCUACUCAAUCUCUCGCAAACUAUGACAUGCCCAUGUGGGUGCACUUUCCGUUUGGCGUUGAAUUUUGGGUUCUUCGUUGCUUUGAUCUAUGGUUUGUUUUACAUUUGUUUGGAUAAGAAAGCUGGGUCUCUCGCUGCUUUGCUCUGUUUCCUCUGCUGGGUUGGAGCCAGUAUUCUUGCAAGCCGUCUUGGGUUUUCUCUUGCUUGGAAGGUAGUUUUGGCAGCUCAGCUACUUUGUUGGACAGGACAGUUUAUAGGCCAUUACGUGUUUGAGAAACGUGCACCAGCUCUCCUUGACAACCUCAUUCAAGCCUUUAUAAUGGCUCCUUUCUUUGUACUGCUUGAGGCUCUUCAAAUGUUCUUUGGAUAUGAACCUUAUCCAGGGUUCCAUGCAAACGUGAAAGCAAAGAUAGAAGCUGAAGUCAAAGAAUGGCAGGAAAAGAAAGACAAGAAAAUUUCGUAGCUUGCACUUGCACUUGCACCUGCUUGCAUAUUCCAGUUCUGUUUUGAGUUUUUUUUCAGCGAGGAUACAAAGGAAUUGUGUCUGCAGUCGUGUAUUAUCAGCCCAAUGUACUCAUUUUUUUUUUUUUACAAUACAAAAUUACAGAAGACUGGUUGUUCAUGCCCCAUGAAACAUCCACUCUCCAAAACUCGAAAUAUUUACAAAUAACUUCUUCUUAUGGAUAUUUAUCUAAAUGUACAAUGUAGAGUAAUUGUAUUCAUCUAAUCUGAGUUAAUGUAAGCAAAGCACUUCUCCAAA
Molecule: messenger RNA, 1157 nt
Organism: Malania oleifera
Lineage: Eukaryota; Viridiplantae; Streptophyta; Magnoliopsida; Santalales; Ximeniaceae
Product: 2-hydroxy-palmitic acid dioxygenase mpo1
Exons: 4
Coding region: 252-860 (202 amino acids)
Biological process (GO): sphingoid catabolic process
Cellular component (GO): endoplasmic reticulum
Source: RefSeq, a predicted model, not a curated record